Molecule: messenger RNA, 1039 nt
Organism: Raphanus sativus (radish)
Lineage: Eukaryota; Viridiplantae; Streptophyta; Magnoliopsida; Brassicales; Brassicaceae
Product: MATH domain and coiled-coil domain-containing protein At2g42465-like
Exons: 3
Coding region: 296-1039 (247 amino acids)
Source: RefSeq, a predicted model, not a curated record
GGAGAAAGAAAGAAGGUAAAACGGGUCAAUCAAUCUUUCGUUUGGAUGAUGAAAUCUAGUGAAACCCUCCGAUCCUGUCAAGCUUUGCCUCACGUCUCCAGGUAUGAUGGAAUCACAGGGUGUGAGUUUUGACCAGACCGAAGCCAAGUCCAUAUGGGCAAGAGAUGCGCCUACAGCUUUUCAAGAAGAAAAAAGAAAGACAUUGGGCUAAUCCAGUGAGAGAUAUCUUUGGACAUCACCCAGACUUUGCAUUAGAUGUCAUACCAAAGAACCAAGCAGUGAGAACAUCAUAUACAUGAAUCUCCUCCUCGACCUUGUGGAAACGCUGAGAAAGUCUCCACAGAGCUUGUCCGUGACUGAACUAAGGAAUGCUCAAAGCGAAUUGACUGAGCUGACAGAAGCAUGCUUUAAGCUCGACUGGUUGAAUUCAAAGAUUGAGAAGCUUUCCUUGGAGAGGAAGAAAGUACUCUCUGAUGGGCCUUGGGUCAAACAACUCGAGGAACACGUCAAGAUAAUGGAACUGAAUUUGUCAGAUCUCAAAGUUGAACUGGACAAGGAGAAGAUCAGAUCUAUCAUUUCUUCUCAAGCUAGUCCAGUGGGAGAUAUCUCACUACCUCACCCAGACUUUGCAGUAGAUGUCAUACCAAAGAACCAAGGGGUGAAAACAUCAUACAUGAAUCUCCUCCUCGGCCUCCUUGGGACGCUGGAAAAGUCUCCACAGAGCUUCUCUGUCACUGAACUGAACAAUGCUCAAAGCGAGUUGACUGAGCUGAAGGAAGCAGGCUUCAGUCUUGAGUGGUUGAAUGCAAGGCUUGAGGAAGUUUCCUUGGAGAGGAAGAAAACAAUGUCUGGUGGGUCUCGGGUCCAACAACUCGAGGGAAGGAUCAAAAAUAUGGAACUGACUUUGUCGGAUCUGAAAGUUGAACUGGAUACGGAGAGGAUCAAAUCUGCUGCUAAAGUUUCUUCGUUUGGUUUUGUAAAUUCUUUUAUAAAGAGGUUCUUUCUCUCGUGUUUCUCUUUCUCUAAAUACAAAAACUAA